GUGCUGGGGAGUGGUGUGCGAUGGCAAGACAGGACUUAUUCUGAGUCAGUAGAAAGCUCUCAGAGUACUUUUCAAACAGGGAAGUAGCCACACAAUUCGAUUUACAUUUUUAAGAGACAUGUUGGCUGGCUAUGGAGGACUGGAUGUUGGUGUGGGGCUGGAUGAAGAGACCAAUCGAUUAAGAGGGUAUGGGGGAGGCUGGGGGAGAUGGUGCUCCAGUAUGGGGCGUGGACUGGUUUGGCUGCUUCUAGGUGAGCCACAGAGGAACAGUGGUGUCCCUUACUGCUGGUGAGAGACCAGGUGGGGAACAACUUGGGGAGGAAGUGAGUUCUGUUUUGGACAUUACUUCUGAGAGGUUCAUUAGACCUGCAGACAGAGGAGUCCUUUUUAAGGGAAUGUUCUAGCAGAAUCCCUGAGAGAGACAAGAUUGAGACUGAGACCUAAAAGAUGAAGGGAGGAAGAAGGUGGACAGGACAGAGUUGGAGCCAAAGACCAGGAGAGGGAGCCAGAGGGGCAGGAGGAAGAAUCCAGAGGGAGGAGGGAUAGGCUGGGAUGACUGUGGAGCUGAGGCAGCCCCUUUCUGAGCCUCUUGGCCAUGACUGAUGGAACCAGUUCUGAGGUGCGGAGAAGGAAUCAGGAUGUUCUCAUAUUUCCUUACCUGUAGUCACCCCAAGUGAUUCCUAGAUGAAAUUCCUCGGAUGUCACUGUUUGGGAGGUCCCCUGUAUGCUUGAAGAAGGCACAUACUGGAGAGGCCAGUGGAAGUUCUGAGCCCCAAGGGGGAGGGCUCAAAGAGACCAACUCCCCUGCUCCCAAGUGUCCUGCCCCCAGCCCUGUAAUUACCCCCAUGCCUGAUUGCUCCCAUUCCUUGGCUUCCAGUGGCUUCAAGGAAUGAAAAGCGGAAGUUCAUGUGAUUAUGGAGGUGUGCAUUGAUUGCUGCAGGGUGUGUAUGAGGACAAGGGUGGGGUGACCAAAGUCUAGGUCAUUGACAGAGCCAGGUUGGCCGCGUCCUGAGCUGGGGGACUAAAAUAAGGGACGCCAACCUCAGAGGUUACACAUCAGACAUGGCCUUCCAAACAGGUUAGGCUAGUUAAGUUCUGAUGGGAUUCCUUGUGUCACUGGGCUGGCCCCUCCCCAGAGACUGGCCUCCUCCUUUCCUUCCUCCCCUAUAAAGCUUCUUGGGGUUCCCAGGCACCCAGACUCAGGCCACACCUAACUUUGGGGGCCAGGAGACAUCCAUUAUGCUCAACUGGAAGCUACUGGGGAUCCUGGUCCUUUGCCUGUAUGACAGAGGUAUCUCAGGCAGUGGAGACCACCCCCUUCCCCCACCCACAGAUGCCAGAGAGGGGGAGGGCUCCCCAACAUUGCCUCAGGGUCCCCCAAUCCCUGGUGAACCCUGGCCUGGGGCACCUCCUCUCUUUGAGGACCCUCCACCUCCAGGCCCCAUUCGUCCCUGGAGAGACCUGCCUGAAUCUGGAGUCUGGCCUCCUGAGCCUCCUAGAACUGAUCCCCCUCAACCUCCCCGGCCUGACGAUCCCUGGCCAGCAGGACCCCAGCCUCCGGAAAACCCCUGGCCACCUGCCCCCGAGGUGGACCAUGGGCCUCAGGAGGAGCCUGACCUAGAUCCCCCCCAGGGAGAGCACAGAUAACCAUAUCUCCCAGAGGCAUCUGGGUCUCCAGGCAGAGUGCACCCAAGCCCAUCUCUACCUUCUGAUUACUCUUGAAUUCGUCCCGGUUUAGCCUAACUUCUUAAUUUCCUUCCUCAUUCCAGUCCUCUCCCCUCUACUUGCCUCCCACCUUCUCUUCCCUACCUUGCACUCCUGGGGCCCCAGCUGGCUGCCCUGUGGUCUCUGCUGCCUCCUGGUGGCGAACGGCUGGGAAUUAUCAGAAGACCGUGAUGGUUCUUCCAUGAAA
Messenger RNA from Pteropus alecto (black flying fox), 1912 nucleotides. RefSeq names its product psoriasis susceptibility 1 candidate 2 (gene PSORS1C2). Bases 1240 to 1647 code for a protein of 135 amino acids. The record is from RefSeq and is a predicted model, not a curated record. The transcript is spliced from 2 exons. Lineage: Eukaryota; Metazoa; Chordata; Mammalia; Chiroptera; Pteropodidae.